GCGCCGCCAUGUUGGGGAGGUCGGCGGGGCGGCUGGCGGGGGUCGUGGCGCUGGUCACGGGGGGCGCCAGCGGCAUCGGCCGCACCGUGAGCGGCCGCCUGGCCCGCGAGGGCGCGCGCGUGGCCGUGGCCGAUCGCGACAUGUCGGGGGCGGCGGCGACGGCGAAGGAGCUCCCCCGCCACUCCCCCCCCGACCACGGAGCCUUUCAGGUGGAUGUGGCCGAUCCCAAAAGCGUGGCCGGGAUGGUGAGGGGGGUGCAGGAGCACUUCGGGGUCCCCCCCCGUGUCCUGGUGUCCUGUGCUGGGAUCACCCGGGACCGGCUCCUCCUGGAGAUGGGAGAGCGGGAAUUUCGGGAAGUGCUGGGGGUCAACCUGGAGGGGACGUUCCUGGUGACACAGGAGGUGACAAAGGCCUUGGUGGCCUCGGGGGACCCCGGGGGGGCGUCCCUGGUCCUCGUGGGCAGCGUGGUGGCCAAGGUGGGAAUUUGGAGCCAAACCAACUGCGCGGCCUCCAAGGGGGGUGGAGGGCUGACCCGGAGCGUGGCCAAGGAGGUGGCCAGGUUUGGGAUGCGCUGCAAUUGCGUCCUGCCGGGAUUCAUCGUCACCCCCAUGACCGACAAAGUGCCCCCAAAAGUGCUGGACAAGUUCUCAGGGCUGGUGCCACUGGGACGACUGGGAGACCCCGAGGACGUGGCAGACGUGGUGGCUUUCCUGGCGUCGGGGGACAGCAGCUACGUCACCGGGGCCACCCUGGAGGUGACAGGGGGUCUCUUCAUGUGACGGAUCCAGUCCCUCACCCCCCCAACACCCCCCGUCCCCAAAAAUGUCCCCAAAUGUCCCAAAUCACCCCCCAAGAUUGUCCUCAAAUGCCCCCAAAAGAAAUAAACAAAUCCCACCC
Molecule: messenger RNA, 897 nt
Organism: Myiozetetes cayanensis
Lineage: Eukaryota; Metazoa; Chordata; Aves; Passeriformes; Tyrannidae
Gene: HSD17B8
Product: hydroxysteroid 17-beta dehydrogenase 8
Exons: 9
Coding region: 9-779 (256 amino acids)
Molecular function (GO): oxidoreductase activity, acting on the CH-OH group of donors, NAD or NADP as acceptor
Source: RefSeq, a predicted model, not a curated record